CCACACAAUGCCACACCUCAUAUUCUAACCUGGAGACUGGGAGAGGAGGUCUGAAGUGGCCAAGACCAGGUUCUGAGCCCAGUAGCAACAGCAACAGCAUGAGCACCCCACAGCCAACAGCACCAGAGAGCCCCACUGAGGGCCCCAGAGGCCCAGCAGGGAAGGUAGGUGUUCGGGAGAAGGGCCCUCGGCUCUGUCAGCGACUGCCCUCUAUUGUGGUGGAACCCACUGAAGCGGGUGCUGUGGAAAGCGGGGAGCUGCGUUGGCCACCUGAGGGUACACAGAGAGGUACCCCUCAGAUCCAGGCUGCUGCUGCUCCUUCCCCAAGUCCACCAGGGAAGGAAGCAGAUGAUGAUGUCAUCCAGGGUGCCAGCUCUGGGCACCAGGCAUUCCCUGCUCCAGUAACAGAUGCGGGUGUGGCAGGCUCUACUCUCUGACCACCAAGAGGACCUCCAUCCCAGGAUGACAGGCUGAUUCACAGAAAAGGCUGGGCCCACACAGGAGACCCAGCUCACCAAGCAUCCUGUCUGGCUGGGUGUGGCCAGGACCCCGGCCCCUGCCUUUGCGCUCCAUGGCCCAGAUCUGGAACAUACCCCUCUUUGUUCAGUGGCUUGAAGCAGAAAUAAAGGCAUCCUUCCUGGUG
Mus caroli (Ryukyu mouse) is the source of this 643-nucleotide messenger RNA. Lineage: Eukaryota; Metazoa; Chordata; Mammalia; Rodentia; Muridae. The record is from RefSeq and is a predicted model, not a curated record.